UUUUCAGUCUUCUUUGGCCUCUUCUCCCAGGCAGCAAACAGGACCCGAGGAAAUGGCCGCAAGUUGUACCAGAGGAGGUUUAGAUUAGACAUGAGUGUAUUUUUGAUCCUUGUACAUAAGCUGAACAAAUGAUUGUUCAAGUAUUUAUAUAACGCAGCUUCUGAAUGAAGGAUGUGGUCAGUUUUUCACAGUAAAGCUUCUGAGAGCUGACACUCACUAUCAGAAGAGCAGACCCAUGGAGCACUAUCUUACCCAGCCUGUCAUCCUUCCUGUGGAGCCAACCAGCUUUAUUGUUGUAUGUUACCCCUAACAGUCAAGUGAGGAUGGAAGCACAUGGAGAACUUUCUCCUGGGCUCAAUUAGCAGCAGGAUCACUAGAAAAUAGUUUAUUUCAGCUGUGGUACAAUUUGGUAACUUGGUUUCAGGUUUAAAUGCAUUCUGAAUGACUACUUUGCAGUUGAGUUUGUGUUGUUUCUGUUGCAAUGGUGUCCUCUUUUACCUCCUGUCUGCCUUGCUUGGCCAAAGGCUCAAAACUGAGAACACGUGGCGGAAGGCCUGACCCACUUACAGUAGUGAGAGGCAGAUCUUCACCCUGCAGGUAUUUUGUCUGUAGAAUAAGGAAAAACCAGGCAGUAGAGUUUGCUGCCACACUUGAAUUCAUUGCACUGUUUGGCUACUUUUUACCCAGAGCAUGUGCACAGGAUGGAGCUGUUGGUGCUGCCAGCAUCUCUGCCAGCAAAAGCAUUUCCUGUGAGCCAGACCGGCUCCUGUUUCUUGGAAGACUUGUUUAAUGAAGAUCUGCUUGUGGUGGCAGCAGCACACUCGCAGGAAGGCCCCAUGUGGGAGGUGUCCCUGGGAUGAGCCCGACCCUUAUCUUGUGAGCCAGCUGCAAGGGGACCAUCCGGGAGCUCAGCUAUGCAGCUGCAAAAACUCCUGCACUGGCUGAGCUGCCUUAGGACCUUUCUGUUGUAUUCACUGUAAAACCAGAAAGCGGGCAAGGAUUCAUCCACCUUGGUAAGUCAACAAAACUACCUUCUGCUUGUUCUUUCUUUUCCCCCCCCCUUUCAUUCUGACAGACUGCAUGGAAGAGCAGUGCCUUGUUGCAGGCAGGUGCAGUGGUUCUCUUAAAUAAGUUAGAGCAGUUUGUGUUCAGAGAUGGUGGGAGGCUGCAAUUCCUCUGCUGUAUCAUUGACUCCUGCCUCUCAGAAGCAAAAACUGGCAGACUAUGUUUAACCUGUGGCAAUAGUACAUUUAUUUCUGAAUCUCCUCUUGCAGUUUGCAUGAACAAAGCUUUGCUUACAGGUGUAUCUUGGAGCUCUGAUAAGACAUGAACAGUUCCACAUUCCAGCUUUUUACUUCCCAUCAUCAGUUUCCUGGCUACCCUGGUAAUGCUCUACAAUGUAAUGCUGAAAGUAUCAGCAACUCUCAAAUGCUUCUGCAGAUGAGUGGAAAUGAAUGUGAUGGCUGCAGCCAAGCACCCCCGCAUCAGUCAGCUCGUAUCCCUCUGCAGACGCAGGGCUGGAAAGAGCAGGAAUAUUCCUGCUCCUGUAAUGAGAGACCAAGAGUUUUCACGACACCCCUUUUAACUCUGUUCUUUUCAGGUCUCCAUAGUCUCACAGUUCGUGGUGUCUAUUUGCCUGGCCUCCACCUCACCCGCUGUCACCGAGGGAGUGUUUGCAGGUGAAGAUGAACAGUGGGAUUCUCUUCUUGUCCCUCCUUGGCUUCCUCCCAUUCGUGACACCUACAUGCCCUUCGCCAUGCAAGUGUGCCACCAACAUUAUUGACUGUAUGUCAAAAGGCCUAACAGUAACUAAACUACCAGCGGCUUUCCGGCCAUCGGCUGAAAUUAUCAACCUCAGUUACAACAGGCUCACCUCUAUUCCCAGCGGGCUCUUCGAUAACCUGCAGAGCCUCCAAGCCGUGCACUUGCAGGGCAACCCUUGGGAAUGCAACUGUGACAUCCUGUACUUGCGCUCCUGGCUGCAGUGGCAGCAGAACCGAACCUUUUACAGGGAUGUGAGAUGUGCCUCCCCUGCUCAUCUUCAGGGCCGGGUCAUUGCGUAUCUGACAGAAGAUGAGAUCAGCUCCACGUGCCAGUACUGGUACUGCACCCUGGCUUUCUUCUCUCAAGUUGUUCUCAUCGUCCUCCUUUUCCUCCAGGCUGUUUUGGUCAUAUUCAUCAUUAUUUACCUGCAGAGGUUUCGGAGAAUGACUGCUGAAGCGCGGAGCACCACCCGGGACCUCUACCAGCAGCAAGCAGACACCUGGUCCCUGCAGGAGCGAUAGGAGCUGUGAGAGCGAGGGUCCCCCUCAUCGUGUGGUUUAUGAGGGGACUGUUCAGUGCAGCAUCUGAUGCUGACUGCAGCCCGCAGCAGGACCUGGAACUGAUCAGACACUUAUUCUGUUUCCAGGGAGCAGAUCUUACGCUUCUUAAUGCUUUGAACCCCUCAGCACGGUCUUCAUUGCUUUGCUUUUGCUGAAUGGCUGACAGCAGUUCUGUUUGUUCAGCCUAAGGAAACCAUGAGCUGCAGUGAGCAGAACCAGUGCAGCAGCUCUCGAGCAGUGCUGGAAUAUGCCAGCUGUGCAGAACGUCAGCUGUGCUUCCCCUGUGCUUGUGGUCGCUCUGGCUGAGGCUGGGCCCGAGCUGAGCAUUGAGCGGGGGGUGAUGGAGAAACGUCGCUCGGUGCCGCAGCAGCCCUGGAUGAGCGACGUCGGGUUUGUGCUGCUUCAGCCUUCGGCACUAGAACAGAGCGGGACUUUCUUCCUGCCCGCUGUAUCUAUCGUGGCGGCGUUUUUAACCCCCUGCUGCUUUUAAUACUGACUUCAUCGCGUUCCUGCCGAUCUCCCGGCGCGGUGCAGGGCCGGCCUUGAUGCUCCGUGGCGCUGCCCGUCCACCUGCCCGCACCGCCGGUACCGCGCUGCUUUUGUAGCCAGGCAAAUCCGGAAUAAAGUAACGGUGAAUUAUGAUGUCA
Coturnix japonica (Japanese quail) is the source of this 2971-nucleotide messenger RNA. NCBI's taxonomy places the organism in Eukaryota, Metazoa, Chordata, Aves, Galliformes, Phasianidae. The record is from RefSeq and is a predicted model, not a curated record.